AUGCCGGGCAACCGCCCAAGCAAACGGCGUUCGCCACUAACACAGAAACGACGGCCGAAACCGAGACGAAGAGCAUGCGACUCCUGUUCCAAGAAAAAGAUCCAAUGCGAUGGAGAGUUCCCGCAGUGCAACUGGUGCAAGCAUCAUAAUCUCGCCUGUACCUUCAAUCGAAUUUGGGCGAAUUCCGACACAGGCAACCGAGUGAUUGGCGCCACACCCGACACACCUAAGGGGGUGAUCCCCAACAUUGCGGAUGGGCAGCAAGACCUACUUGCCCGCCCGUCAUCCCAGGUCGCUGACUCCACGAGGUCGUCGAGGAUUGGAAAUACGUUCCUUAACAACGUCACCUACCUAAGGGGGCACCAUGUAUUUUCAAACGAAGGCCAGAGGUGGAUUGAAUCUCAGGUUGGGGAAAGCGUCAACUUUGAUAAGUUGUUCUCUCUGGAGCUCCGUUGGCUGAAGCCACUUCGAUCGUAUACGGUCCCUGGGGCGCACCCCCCUGCCGGUCCGCAGCUUCCAAGUAGAGUUAGCGUGGAAAGAUAUGUGCAGAUAUACGGCUCAUCAUCGCAAAGUCUUGUCUUCCCGGUCAUCAGCCAGCCCGUCUUUGGCAAAACACUGGACCUUGCCUACAGUCAUCUCCAGCUUCCUGGUUCUAACAGCGCUAAAUCAUGCGUCUAUGCCUUCCUCUCACUUAUUUCCCUGUUUGGCAUGGAUGACAACAUCCACGGUGCUAUGGACUGCCAGUCUUAUGCAUCAGUGGCACAGAGCUUUCAGAUCCCGGUGAUUGAGGAGAUGACGGUCGACGGGUUGCAGACAUUGAUCAUGCUGGUACAAGUUCAAUACUUUCUGGGAGAUCUUCAGUCAGCAGCGGCGACAUUAUCCAUUGCCACGCGUCUUCUGUACACACUGGAAGCCCAUACCACCCCCACCAAUAAGCCCUCUGCCCCGUAUGAUAAAGGUGAUUUGAGAUGUCACCUACGUGAUCUCUUCUGGCUCUGCUACUCCUUUGAUAAAGACACAUGUCUGAGAACGGGCCAGCCACCUUGUAUCAACGAUGCACAUUGUGACCUUACCAUGCCUCCCGAUUAUGUGCGACUGCAUGAUCUCAAUCUCCAACAGAGUUUGCCACAGGUCGACGAGCAUCUGGUUCCACUUUUCCCAUGGGAUCUUCGUCUGUCGAUGCUCAAAUCAAAAGUAUACGAGGAUCUGUAUACCGCUCACGCCCUCCAGCAGUCCGUUACCGAGUUGCUCUCGAGCAUCCGCGGCCUUGAUGAGGCACUUGAGCAGUGGAGGCUAUCGCUCCCUACCGAAUUCCGACCUACUCUAUACUUCUCUCAGGAGACACCAGUCAGUGCCAAUUUGAACACCAUGGCAGUGAUCCUGCGGCUCGGCUACUACCAUUGUCUGACUGUCAUCCACCAAGCUAGCACCAGAUGCCAGAUUCUAGAGGCUGAUCUUGCAGGACCGAGACUUGAUGGCAUCGCUUCCAGUACAAAACUUACCAUCACCGCGAGUCGGUCGACGUUAUUAUAUCUCCACAAGGUACUACCUGUGGUAAACCCGGAGUGCUUUUGGGUCGUCCUCUUUUAUGCCAUUACAGCAGUCUUGACCCUUUUUUGCAAUAUCAUCUCGAAUCCUCGCGAUCCCGACACAAACCACAACAUGGACUUGCUGCAGAACGUGCCAAGUUUGAUCCGGAGUAUUCCUAUCCGAAAGUUAACUGCCGGCGAAGUCCUUCACCUUCAGUACCUGGAUGUCUUUACCACGGAACUCAGCAGCAUUUGCGUACGUGCCAUAUCCAAGUCACAACAGAACAGGUACAGCAUAAAUUCGCACUAUGGUGACACUGCAUCCAUGUAUACCAUGCAGUAAAGAAGGAAUGCUGCGAGACUCUAGUUCUUUAUUAUCAGGGCGAUUGGAGGAGGCUAUUGGCAAUUACGAAUGUUUAUGUUACCAUGUUAAUGGCUGGUUAUAUGUAAAAGCCGAAUGAAUUUUCGAGACUUCUAAAUAGAACUCAUUCUCUCCAGAG
Aspergillus welwitschiae is the source of this 2029-nucleotide messenger RNA. RefSeq names its product Zn(II)2Cys6 transcription factor. NCBI's taxonomy places the organism in Eukaryota, Fungi, Ascomycota, Eurotiomycetes, Eurotiales, Aspergillaceae. Gene Ontology annotation, molecular function: DNA binding; zinc ion binding; DNA-binding transcription factor activity, RNA polymerase II-specific. The coding region runs from base 1 to 1872 and encodes 623 amino acids. The transcript is spliced from 5 exons. Gene Ontology annotation, biological process: regulation of DNA-templated transcription; DNA-templated transcription. The record is from RefSeq and is a predicted model, not a curated record.